UUGUUCAGUUUUCUGAUUUCUCCACACAGUCUAUGCUUAUAAAAUUUUCUCUGUAUGUUUUCUGGAGCUGAUUUCUUUGGAACUCAACAUUUAACUUCAGUGAACAUUAGUCGCGUACCUCAACUGGAGCUGCCUGCGUCGUUUAAAAUUUAUUAUUUCCAUUAAAGUCUUAUUCUUUCAACUAUAGUUUUAUUAAAAAAUCUUCAAGAAUCUAUUAUGGAAGCCAGACAGCGUGUGUGCAUUAUCGGAUCCGGAAAUUGGGGAUCGGCAAUUGCUAAAAUUGUUGGAGAGAAUGCGAGAAAUUUAGAUACUUUCGAAGAUGAAGUUACCAUGUAUGUUUUCGAAGAAAUGGUUAACGGUAGAAAAUUAACAGAAAUUAUUAAUGAAACACAUGAAAAUGUAAAAUAUCUUCCAGGUCACAAAAUUCCUCAUAAUGUAAUCGCUAUUCCAGAUGUCGUAGAAGCUGCGAAAAAUGCCGAUAUUCUUAUUUUUGUUGUACCACAUCAAUUUAUUCGUAAAAUAUGUGGUUCACUUUUAGGGAAUAUUAAAUCCACUGCAGUUGGUUUAUCUCUUAUUAAAGGUUUCGAUCAAAAAGAAGGUGGAGGAAUUGAAUUAAUUUCUCACAUAAUCUCUCAGGAAUUAAAUAUUCCUGUAUCGGUUUUAAUGGGAGCAAAUCUUGCAUCUGAAGUUGCCGAUGAAAUGUUUUGUGAAACUACAAUAGGAUGUAAAGAUAAAAAUCUUGGUCCUAUUUUAAGGGAUAUAAUUCAAACCUCAUAUUUCAGAGUUGUAGUCGUAGAAGAUGUUAACUCUGUUGAAUGUUGUGGAGCCUUAAAAAAUAUAGUGGCUUGUGGAGCUGGUUUUGUCGAUGGUUUGGGUUUAGGCGAUAACACAAAAGCCGCUGUUAUCAGACUAGGACUAAUGGAAAUGAUAAAAUUCGUCGAUGUUUUCUUCCCAGGAGGAAAAUUAUCAACAUUUUUUGAAAGCUGUGGAGUAGCUGAUCUUAUCACCACAUGUUAUGGUGGAAGAAAUCGUAAGGUUUCAGAAGCCUUUGUUAAAACUGGAAAGUCCAUCAAAGUCCUGGAGAAGGAAAUGUUGAAUGGUCAAAAAUUGCAAGGACCUUUCACGGCAGAGGAAGUGAAUUAUAUGUUAAAAGCAAGAAAUAUGGAAGAACGAUUUCCACUUUUUACUGCGAUUCACAAAAUUUGCACGGAAGUUCUGAAGCCAACGGAUCUUAUCCAAUGCAUUCGAAACCAUCCAGAACACAUGGAUGACGACGACGACAAAUUCCAGGAUCAAGCUACUUCUCCACGAUGUCAUCUAUGAAGAAUAUUUGCUCAGAAAAAGAAAUAAGUCUUUGGAAUAAACUCAAACGUAUUACAUUCUUGAUAAAUGUAAUACACCAAAGGACUCGAGUUGCGUUCCAUUUGAGGAGAAAAAUUAGAUUGAAAAAGGAUUUUUUUAUAAUAUAAUAUAAAUAGAAUCAGUCAUUUUUUAAUUGUUUCCAAAGGAUUUCUGCGAAUAAAUAUUCAAAUUUGUUUAAUUGAAAAAAUUUUAUAUAUGCAAUUUUGCAACAUUUUGCAAAUUUAAAUUUAAUAAUUUGUAUGAAAAUAAGACAAUCUGGGCCCUUUCUCUCAAGCGGAACGCAAUUCGAGUUUAACCAAAUACACAGAUAAUAAUUUUCUUUUUAAAUUUUAUAUUUGAAUUAUGAGAAUAUUUUAGAAUUAUUACUGCGUUGAUAGUUAAAUCUGGAAAAUGAUUUUUUUUAUUAAUAAUAACUUGUACACCGCCAACAGUCAUAUAAUAUUGAAAAAUACUAGUCGAAUUCAGGUUUACUAAAGAAAGAAGAUUUUUAAUGUUCAUAAUUUGAACAAACGAUGCCAUAAAAUCUAGUGAAAAAAAAUCACUGAGCAUAUUUUAACUUUGUUUUUUACUUUUUUAUACACAAAUACAAAACAACAGAAAUUUAACUAGAAACUGAGAUUUUUAAGAAACGUUAUUGCUUCGAAACUUUAUUUUAAUUUAAUUUUUGUUGAAUCGUUUACAGGGAAACUAAACAAAAGUCAAUUUAAUUGUAAAUUUUCCAAUUUAUUUUUAACUUUUAAUUACUAAAUCAACACACUGACAGAAUUAUUAUGAAUUAUAUAAUAGAAAUUAUCAUUACACAUCACAAUUAUUUGAAAUCACAUUUAGAUAGUUGAAAUUAUGGAAUCGGAGUGUAAAUAUAAUUAGAAAUGUUAAUUAAUAAAUUGUAUGUUUCGUUGCAGAAAUAAUGUUAAAUUU
Molecule: messenger RNA, 2280 nt
Organism: Leptopilina boulardi
Lineage: Eukaryota; Metazoa; Arthropoda; Insecta; Hymenoptera; Figitidae
Gene: Gpdh1
Product: glycerol-3-phosphate dehydrogenase [NAD(+)], cytoplasmic-like
Exons: 8
Coding region: 217-1323 (368 amino acids)
Biological process (GO): carbohydrate metabolic process; glycerol-3-phosphate catabolic process
Cellular component (GO): glycerol-3-phosphate dehydrogenase (FAD) complex; cytosol
Molecular function (GO): NAD binding; glycerol-3-phosphate dehydrogenase [NAD(P)+] activity; protein homodimerization activity
Source: RefSeq, a predicted model, not a curated record